Messenger RNA from Loa loa (African eye worm), 564 nucleotides. Its product is annotated as zinc finger protein. Gene Ontology annotation, biological process: regulation of transcription by RNA polymerase II. Gene Ontology annotation, cellular component: nucleus. The record is from RefSeq and is a predicted model, not a curated record. Gene Ontology annotation, molecular function: DNA-binding transcription factor activity, RNA polymerase II-specific; RNA polymerase II transcription regulatory region sequence-specific DNA binding. Lineage: Eukaryota; Metazoa; Nematoda; Chromadorea; Rhabditida; Onchocercidae. The transcript has 3 exons. The coding region runs from base 1 to 564 and encodes 187 amino acids.
AUGCAUACGAGAAAGGAAUAUUCAGAACAUCUUAAAACGCACAAGGAAUAUGGUUGCACUUGUACCGAAUGUGGAAAGAAAUUCCGUUCCCUAGGAGGAUUUCUAAUGCAUAAAGAAGUGCAUCAGCCUAAACAUCAUUGUGAAAAUUGUAACAAGUCUUUUACUUAUAAGAGUACACUACGAUCGCACAAGCAACAAUGUCACGAAGUUAGGGCUGGACAGAAGUAUGAAUAUCGUUUUUGCAAUGCGACUAUGCUGUCGUAUGAGGAAUGUUCAAAACAUCUUGAAACGCACAAGAAAUAUAACUGCACUUGGCCCGGAUGUGAAAAGGAAUACCGUUACGAAAGGAAUCUUCGAGAGCAUUACGAAACACAUAAAUCUAAAUUUAAAUGUGAAAAUUGUAGCUAUUUAUUUUCUACUAAGCGUACACUACGAAUGCACAAACAACGAAUCCACGGAGUUGGAGGCUCAAUCGAAGGAAAUCCGCAGUUGGGAGACGCAAGAAACCAUUACAUUGCCGGUCAAAGUUCAUUGGGUCAACAAAAUCACUCGGGUAAUGAGUAA